AUGGACGCUUUAUCUUUACAAGAUAUCAAAUCUAUAGUUCGAUGUCAAUACGAAUUGGUGGUCCAGCGUAAUGAGCGGGUCAAAUCUAGAAACCUGUUUAGUAACGGGUCCAAUGCGAGCAUCAAGUCGGCCGAUUUGAUCAUCUAUUGGAUAGAGGUGUCUACAAACUAUCUAAACAGCAUCAAGGCAUUGGCCGAUUACCAGGACCCCACCGUUGUGUUGCAACUGUACAUUUACAAUUUCUUUAUCCUCAAGUACAUUCUGGCGUCUACCGAGGUGAAAAACGAUGAGGAUCGGGGUUUUAUCGGAACACUAGAAAACGUGUCGCAGCAAAUCAUAAAUACCAGUGAUCUGAAAACUCAAUUGGAAUACGCCACCCAAGAGGCUUACGAUAUUAUAAACCAGGACGUUGAUACAGACUUGUAUCCUAUAGAAGACGAGGUGAGUCUCGGAUGUGAUGAGUUGGCUACCCGGCUGUUUGAUCUCCAUGAAAAGAUUCUACUGGUGGAUGUCAGACCGUUUGACCAGUUUUUAAAGUCCCACAUCGAACACGAAGAUAUCAUCAAUAUCCAACCGGAUAGUGUGGAAGCCGUGAACGAUUUCGAGGACUUGGUAUUCUGUCUUCAGGUUGGAAACAUCGAUUUCUCCGCAAAACUCGCCUCCUUUAAUCAAUACGCCUACGUUGUUAUAUUUGGAGAUACAAAGGGUGCCCAACAUAUCCGGAAGCUGGUCACGGGAGCCAUUGAAAAACGCAAACGAUGGGGCCAAAUCAAUGUUGAGACUCGAACGCUGGAAGGUGGAUACUCCAAAUGGCUCGAACUAUAUGAUAAAGACGAAUCCAAAACGUUCACCGGAACGAUCCGCAGACCGUCGAUUCCAUCAGCAUCGUUCCGCAACUCCACCAACCUGAUUCCGUCGGGAAUCUCUUUGCCCCUCGUCCGCCUGUACAACUACGGUAGCACGUGCUACAUGAAUUCGAUGAUACAAUGUUUGUUCAAUAUUUCAUACUUUCGCAAUUUGAUGAUGGACACGUCGAAAAUCCAGCCGAUUCUCCGCUCCAACGACAACUCGCUGGUUCUUGCAUUCUACACCUUGUUCAAUGAGUUUUUCUACGCUAACGGACACUCUGUUGUUCGUCCCACCAACUUUGUUAGACUGUGUUCUCUGCUCAAGCCAGAUUUAAGAAUUCCUCACGAGCAACAAGACACCUCCCAGUUUUUGUACUUUCUACUUGACCGUUUACACAAUGAGUUACGCAUCGAUGAUACCCCUGCAAACCGUCAAAAUUUCAAGACGCAGAACCCGGAAACGGACCCAUUUACAGACUACGGUACAACCAAGGAAUAUUUGAAAUGGAACGCACAAUUGUUGAAAUCUGAAGGAGUUUCGCCUAUCAACAAAUUAUUCCAGAUCCAGCAGGAAACCACUCUUUCGUGUGAGAGAUGUGGCUAUGUUUCGCUCAACUAUGACAACUCCUGUAUGAUGACAUUGAACCUGAACGGAAAGGAGUACUAUUUGAACGACUUGAUCUUGAAAAAUUUGAAGCCUGAAGAAUUGAGUGAACGGCUGGGAAACGCCUGGAAUUGUCCGAAAUGCCAGAAACUCAUAGCCGAGCUCAAACAGCUCGAGGAUCUGAUGUCUUCCCAGGAUACAAAGAAACGCGGCUUCUUCAAGUUCAAAAAGGAAGAUCAUGCUACCAUGAACGAUUACCAAACAGGACGCUACGCAGAACUGAAAGCUGUUCUUGACCAACCAAACAUUUCGCACCGAUCCACCAACUUCAUCAAAUUGCCCCAGGUUCUCACCAUCUACCUAGCAAAAUUCGACCUGUACCAGAACAAACUCAACAUCAACCUCCAUUUUCCUAAAAGACUCAACUUUAAAAUAAAACGAGGCAGUGCUGAGAUUGUAUACAGCUACAAACUAAGCGGGUGGAUCGAUCACCUAGGCCAGUCUGUUUCUUCGGGCCAUUACACCAACAUCAUCAACAGAGGAGGCCAAUGGAUUCUGUGCGACGACGAUCGACUCAGCUCGUGUCGAUACGAGGACGAGAUCGCAGAUCCAAAUGCAUACUUAUUAUUUUACUCUUUAGUUAAGUAA
This is a messenger RNA of Ogataea philodendri, 2100 nucleotides long. RefSeq lists its product as uncharacterized. Gene Ontology annotation, molecular function: cysteine-type endopeptidase activity; cysteine-type deubiquitinase activity. The transcript has a single exon. Bases 1 to 2100 code for a protein of 699 amino acids. The record is from RefSeq and is a predicted model, not a curated record. Gene Ontology annotation, cellular component: nucleus; cytosol. NCBI's taxonomy places the organism in Eukaryota, Fungi, Ascomycota, Pichiomycetes, Pichiales, Pichiaceae. Gene Ontology annotation, biological process: protein deubiquitination.